Fusarium pseudograminearum CS3096 is the source of this 2952-nucleotide messenger RNA. RefSeq lists its product as uncharacterized. Gene Ontology annotation, cellular component: cytoplasm; plasma membrane. Gene Ontology annotation, molecular function: syntaxin binding; GTPase activator activity; myosin II binding. The record is from RefSeq and is a predicted model, not a curated record. Gene Ontology annotation, biological process: establishment of cell polarity; regulation of exocytosis; regulation of protein secretion. Lineage: Eukaryota; Fungi; Ascomycota; Sordariomycetes; Hypocreales; Nectriaceae. The coding region runs from base 1 to 2952 and encodes 983 amino acids. The transcript has 3 exons.
AUGGCGGCCUUCCUCCGCAGCAAGCAGGCGGGCAUGCAGAAUGACCUAUCAGCGAGCAUCAGACCCGAACUCUUCAUGCCCGAUGAUCAGGCUCGUUAUGGCAUCAACUCUCAAAUCAGCUGUUACGCAUACGACCCAGUCCAAUCCCUCCUCGCCAUUGGAACCGGUGAAAGCAAGUUCGGCCCCGGCAAGGUCUACAUCUUCGGACAGCGACGUGUGCACAAGAUACUCGAGCCCCCCCGAUCCACAUCAUUCCAGAUCGUGCAAUUCUCGUCCAACCGCCUUGUCACUGUCGACGCGAAAAACGAGCUGGGAAUAUGGGACAUCGAUACCGGCGAGCGCGUCGCCGCCAUGGUUGUCGCUGGCCAGGUCGUCUCCUUGGUCACUGAUCCUAUGCUUGAUUGGGCCUUUAUCGGCCUGUACAACGGAGACAUCAUGGCCUUUGACUUGGACAGAGGAAACUUGGCGCGCGCAUUCAGACUACCCAAUUUCUGGAAGGAAAGGAACCCCGGCGCAGCCACUUCCAACCUUAUAACCAUGUCACUCCACCCGAGAGAUGUUGGCAAGCUCCUGCUGGGUUACACCCAUGGUGCUGUCGUCUACUCGUUUAAGCAAGCCAAGGCUGUCAACUAUUACGAGUACGUUGUUCCUGCAGGCGCCCCGGGAGGCAAUGGUGUAGCUGUUGAGACUGUCCGAAAGCCACGACUUACACAUGCGCUGUGGCAUCCAUCCGGCACGUUUGUCCUCACCGUCCAUGACGAUGGAAGCUUGGUCUUUUGGGACCCAAAGGCCGAAAAGGUCGUCAUGGCGAGGACCUUGACCGACUUUGAUGUUGACCAGCCCUCAUCCGCCACAUCCGUGCCAGCUCUGUCUGAGCCCAUUACUAAAAUUGCAUGGUGCUGCAAGGAAAACUGCGACGAUAGCGGUCUGCUAAUUGCGGGUGGGCAACGCAUGGAUGCAUCGCUCAAAGGUCUCACAUUUGUUGAUCUAGGACAAACACCUGUUUAUGCGACAUCGACAUGGCAAAUCCUCGCAACUUACUGUCGUGGAAAGCGACAGUCUCUUCUCCAACUCCCCUCUGGUGCCCAAGCCAUCAAUUUCCUCCUCAUUCCACGGUUCUCUCCUCAUUUCGGCGGCGCACAGGAUCCAAUCGCCGUCCUCGCGCUUCUGUCCUCAGGAGAACUCAUCACCUUGAGUUUCCCUUCCGGCUACCCAAUUAGUCCCACCAAUCAGCUUCAUCCGUCUGUUUCUUUUGUUCAUCCAUUCGUAACCAAGGUCAAUGUCUCUGCUUUAGAACGCCCUCGAUGGCUGUCCAUGUUCGAGAAGCGUAACCAAGGUGAACCGCUUCUCAAGGGAGGCGCCGAAGCACCGCGACCUCGAAAGAGAUUUGAAGAACGAACCAUCAUCCAAGCUGCCCAUGCCGAUAGCACCAUCAGAAUUUGGGAUUCUGGACAUGCCGACGAAAUCGAGAAUGGAACUCAGCUCCAAGUCGAUGUCGCCCGAGCACUCGAUCGAUAUGAAGACGUCGAGAUCACUUGCAUGAACAUGGCUACCAGCACAGGGGAGUUCGUUGUUGGAACACGCACAGGAGAAGCCAUUGUUUACCGCUGGGGACAGAACCGUUUCUUUGGCAAAGAUACCAUGCCGGAACUCGACCCCAAUCCCAAGGGGCUUACGGAUAUCAGCUCACGAGCUGAACCAGGACUGAAGGAAGGCCUACAACCGCUUGUUCUCUACGAGAUGAUGAUGGGGCCCAUUACUGCUGUGCAGGUGUCAAAUGUUGGCUUUGUCGCCGUGGGCUCAGAGCUUGGAUUCCUCACCUUGAUUGAUCUUCGAGGGCCCUCGAUCAUUUUCCAGGCACCCAUGACAGACUUUGCCAAGCAGGAUAAGAGAGCUUCCUUUUUGAAGGGCCACAGUUCUGCAGAGCCGCCGAAGGAGUGGCCAGUCGUGAUUGAGUUCAGUGUCAUGACUUUGGACGAGGAUAAAUACUCAAGUAUUUGCUGCUUUGUGGGAACAAACUUGGGCAAAGUCAUCACCCUCAAAAUUCUGCCAAGUCAGGACGGCACAUAUUCUGCGCAACCCGCAGGUGUCGUAGCAUUCGAUGGAAAGAUUAUCUCGCUAAGCCCAAUUGAAGCUGAUACAGGCAAGCCUGCCCUUGCCACCGGUCCGAUCGUGGCAGGCCUAAGAGAAGGACGCCAGGUCAACGGUGUACUCGUCGCAGUCACACAAACGGAAAUCCGAAUCUUCAAACCCGCCAAUUCCAAGGGCGCAUCGAAAGAGUUUGAUGACAUCCUAUGUGAUGCUGCUUGCGUGGCGGAAACUGAACUACAGGGCUUCGCUGUAGUUGGUUUGUUCGGCGAUCGAACUGCUCGAGCUUUCUCGAUCCCCGCUCUCAAGGACAUCGGAAAGGCCGAUCUUCCUAUGAUAGACGUGACGAGGACCACCAACUCCACUGUAACACAAACUGGUGAUAUCUUCGCUUGGUCAGGACCCAGCGAGUUGGCCGUCAUACAUGUUUGGGGAGCAGGAAAGGGGCCGCAGCAAUCUCCGGAUACUAUGAUCAACCCCAAGCUUGAGUGCCCACCUCGUCCAACUAUUUCAAAUAUGCAAUGGAUCUCGGGUAGCCAGCAUAUCACUCCUGCUGAUCUCGACCUUCUCGUCGGUGGACCAGAUAGGCCACCCAGCAAGCGAAUGAUGGACGCAGCAGCUGCCGAGCAACGUGCGGCUCGAGCAGGCGAACCGGCUCCAGCUGCCGGUUCAGGCAGCCAGGAAGGAUGGGGAGAUUAUCUAACACGGCAGCUUAACGAAAGAACGGAAAAGUUGAACAUGAUGGGCGACAACAUGGAAAAUCUGCAGAACAACAGUGCUGGGUGGGCAGAUGAUGUGAACAAAUACUUGAACAAGCAAAAGAAGAAUGUUAUACUGGGAGGUCUGAAGAGCAAGUUUUUCUAA